This is a messenger RNA of Cryptotermes secundus, 2938 nucleotides long. Its product is annotated as alanyl-tRNA editing protein Aarsd1. Gene Ontology annotation, biological process: regulation of translational fidelity; tRNA aminoacylation. NCBI's taxonomy places the organism in Eukaryota, Metazoa, Arthropoda, Insecta, Blattodea, Kalotermitidae. Gene Ontology annotation, molecular function: Ser-tRNA(Ala) deacylase activity; ATP binding; aminoacyl-tRNA ligase activity. The record is from RefSeq and is a predicted model, not a curated record. The transcript is spliced from 11 exons. Bases 119 to 1351 code for a protein of 410 amino acids.
UAAUCACAACUAAUACUUGUGUUAAGGUUAUAUUAGUCAGUAGUCGGGUGGUAGAUAGUGAAUGUAAGAAACAUACGCUGGAUUUAGAACGUACAUUUUUGCAACUAAUAUUUAAACAAUGGUUUUUAAAUGUCAGGAGGAUAGUUUCUUAAAAGAGUUCACAUCCAAAGUUGUGACAUGCACCGAAGGACAACUAAAAACAGUAAUCGGUGGAAAGAUUACGACUCUCAGUUGUUAUGAAGUUGUUCUGGAAGACACCAUAUUCUUUCCUGAAGGGGGUGGACAGCCAUGUGAUCAUGGUUUAAUGGAUAAUGUGGCAGUCCUGCAUGUGACAAGACGUGGGACAGAGGCUGUCCACUUUGUGGAAUCUGCAUUACCAGUUGGCAAACUGGUUAAGCAGAAGAUAGACUGGGAGAGACGUUUGGACCACAUGCAACAGCAUUCAGGCCAACACCUCAUCACAGCUCUAGCAGAUAUAUACUUCAGCUACCCCACUACAUCCUGGUGGCUGGGAGAAGGGGAGUCAUACGUAGAAUUUGAUAUCCGAAGUGUUAAACCAUUAAAUCUGGACAAACUAGAAGACCUUGUUAAUGAGAAAAUACGAGCAGCAACUCCUGUCUUUGUCACAGUAUAUGAAGAAGGUGACACAGAGCUCAGGAAAGUGAGGACGAGAGGACUGCCAGAUGAUCACAAGGGGGCAGUACGCAUUGUGACAAUUGAGGGGGUGGAGAGCAACAUGUGUUGUGGGACACACGUAACAAACCUGAGCCAGCUGCAGACUAUAAAGCUGCUGCGCAUGGAGAAAGGGAAGAAAAAUAAGAUGAACCUGUAUUUCUUGGUGGGAGGACGUGUAUUGCAACAACUAUCAGCAUGUCUACAUCGUGAACACCAACUCACUGCUCUGCUGAAAAAUGGGCCUGCAGACCAUGUUGAGUUGGUGGACAAAUUGCAGAAGUCUUUAAAAUGUGCCAACAAGAACCUGCAGGCUGUGCUUCGAGAAAUAGCAGUACGUGAAGCUGCAUGUAUCAAGCAGCAGGUGCCCAUCCCUCGUUACUACUCACUUCACAGGAAAGAGGCUGAUUCUGACUUCAUGAGCAUUCUUAUCAAUGAGGUGGGAGAUGAGAGUGUGCUGCUGUUCCUGACUGUGGGGGAUGAUAAGGGUGGUCAUAUGGUGCUAUAUGGUGAACCAGCUACAGUGGCACAGCUGGGACCCCAGGUGUGUGCACUACUGAAUGGGAAAGGAGCAGCAAAAGGACCAAAGUUCCAAGCUAAGAUUUCCAAUCUUGCCAAUCGUGUGAAGGCUGAGGAAUUAAUAAAACAAUAUGUUACAUGUACCACCAGUGGCUGCUGAAGUCACAGCAUGGCCACUACUAUGUACCACAUUGUAGAUCAGCAGUAUUCACAGACCAGACAACACUGUGUAGCUUAGUAUCUUGAUGGUCACAGUCUUACACCUUGUAGUAGUAGGAGAAAGCCACUAUAGCACAAUAAAGAAAAAGGCACACAACAUCCAUUUACCAACUGUGAUCUCAAUGGCACAGGUUAGGGGAGGAAUUUAACUUCCUUAAUUGCAGCAGAAAACUCGUAUUUAUUCAGGUAAAACUAUUUUCUACCAAUUCUAAACAUUCAGCUACAUUUACUAUACAGGUCUGACAAGAUGACUGAAUGAUAUGCAAGGACCUAUUUUAAGGCAUUGCAGAAUCUACAUGUAGUGACAGGAAAAUGACAGAAACCUUCACCAUAGUCAGUUCUCAAGAUGUCAAACCCAGAACAUACUGAAAUUAAAGUAGGCAUGCCACCACUUGCCCAUGAAGUUUAACCUUUAAUAUACAAAUGUUAAGAUAUAUCUAACAGCGAGUAACAUUCCGGUGUGGUCAGAUAUUAAAUUUAUCUAAUGCAGCAGCACACAUGCUCCCUUUGGGAGUGCGACAGUUUGAUCUUCAGGCUGAAACCACAACAAACCCAUGCAAGGUCAAGUCAGUGGUUCAUUCAUUAGCUCUGAACAAUGAAAUCAUUUAUCAUGGUACUGGUUUCGAUAUGGCUGUUUAUGACUGGGUCAGCCAAAUAGAGCAUUGCUUUGUUUUGAGAACUGAGAAGUAAAUAUUCAUCUGAACAUGCAAGGAAGUGGGUCAUUUCAAGCAUGUUUUCAGAAGCGAAUUAUCAGUCACAAAGUCAGUGUCAGAUUGUCAAUUAUUUAUUUAUAAAACAUUUUUAUUUUGUGUCUCGGUAGAGGUAUUAAGCCAUUGAAGAUGCACAUAUGGCCUUUGUGGAUAAAUCUGACAGGUUGGUAAAUACCUUUGGAAUUGCCUGAGGACAUGGAAAUCGGCAAAUUGUUUUUUCACCUUCUAGACACGAAUAUCCUCAAUGCCUAUUUACUGCAUAAGUCAUGUGGUGGAAAAAUGACACACAAAAUAUUCCGCAAAAUCCUAGUGCAAGAUUUGAUUGUAUAGUCACACAAGGUGAAUAUCACGGUCAGUGCCAUUUCUCAGGGAGGCUAAGUUCAUCCAGGGCCCAACUGAGUCAACUAGAGGCGAAAAAUUCGCAACACUGGCCAUCCAAAGGGAAACAAAGACGUCAUGUGUGUUCUCUAAAUAAGAAAACCAGGAGCACCCUCUUCUGUUGUAAAAUGCGUGAUGUUGAUCUGUGUGUUGAGGACUGGGAGCACUUAAUGGAGUUAUCAUAAACUGUAGUGACGCAGUUUAUACUCUUGUACAUUCUGAACAAAGGAUUAUUGUAUAUAGUGUGAUUAUUUUUUACAAACUCAACAUGUCUGAAGUUUCGAGAAAACUAUGGGUAAGCCCUUUGGAAUUUAAUAAUAUAAUAAAGACGAUAUUUUGCUGCAUUUUUGACAAAAUAGACAGAAUAUAUUUUCAUUUGUAAAAAUUGUGCUUUUGUGCAUAUGUAGAAAAUGUUAUUGUUUUUAAGGCUGUUUUAGUUC